CCGCUGACCUGAGGAGCUGAGCAGCAUCCGGCAAUGUGCCUCUAAUGGGCAGAAAACAACUUUCUCUUCUUUUUGAUCUGGCCAUUUAACAAGUCCAUCGACGCUACGUCUUUAAAAGCACAGGACUUUGAUAAGGACUAUAUUUGGAGUUGUUGUUUAUUUACUAAAGAUGUCUAUAUUGCCUUUCACUCCUCCGAUUGUGAAGAGACUGUUGGGCUGGAAGAAGGGCGAGCAGAACGGACAGGAGGAGAAAUGGUGUGAGAAGGCAGUGAAGAGUCUGGUGAAGAAGCUGAAGAAGACAGGACAGCUGGAGGAGUUGGAGAAAGCCAUCACCACCCAGAAUAUCAACACCAAAUGCAUCACUAUACCGAGGUCUCUGGAUGGCCGACUGCAGGUAUCUCACAGAAAAGGCCUUCCCCAUGUGAUCUACUGCCGGCUGUGGCGCUGGCCUGACCUGCAGUCCCACCACGAGCUGCGUGCUGUAGACUUGUGCGAGUUUGCCUUCCAUACGAAGAAAGACGAGGUGUGUGUGAACCCUUACCACUACCAGCGUGUAGAGACACCAGUUUUGCCGCCAGUCCUGGUUCCUCGGCAUGCUGACAUCUCCACAGACUUCCCUCCGCUGGAUGAUUUCAUCCCUGAGAACACCAUAUUCCCAGCGGGCAUUGAGCCUCCGAGCAACUAUAUACCGGUUUCAGAGACCCCUCCUCCAGGCUACCUGAGUGAGGAUGGGGAAACCAGCGACCACCAAAUGAACCACAGCAUGGACACAGGCUCCCCAAACCUUUCACCCAACCCUGUCUCUCCUGCAAACAGCAACCUAGAUCUGCAGCCGGUAACAUAUUGUGAAUCCGCAUUUUGGUGCUCGAUUUCCUACUACGAGCUGAAUCAGCGUGUGGGUGAGACUUUCCACGCCUCGCAACCAUCUUUGACCGUAGAUGGCUUUACGGACCCCUCUAACGCAGAGCGCUUCUGCCUGGGCCUGCUGUCCAAUGUCAACCGCAAUGCAGCUGUAGAGCUGACGCGCAGACACAUCGGCCGAGGUGUGCGUUUGUAUUACAUCGGCGGUGAGGUGUUUGCUGAGUGUCUGAGCGACAGUGCUAUUUUCGUUCAGAGUCCGAACUGUAACCAGCGCUAUGGCUGGCACCCCGCCACAGUAUGUAAGAUUCCUCCAGGCUGUAAUCUGAAGAUCUUCAAUAAUCAGGAGUUUGCAGCUCUGUUGGCCCAAUCAGUGAAUCAGGGAUUUGAGGCUGUUUACCAGCUAACCCGUAUGUGCACCAUUCGCAUGAGUUUCGUCAAAGGCUGGGGGGCAGAAUACAGGCGGCAGACAGUGACCAGCACCCCCUGCUGGAUAGAGCUGCAUCUCAAUGGCCCCCUGCAGUGGCUGGACAAGGUGCUCACUCAGAUGGGCUCUCCGAACCUCCGCUGUUCCAGUGUGUCAUAGGACAAACCCUCAGCCCGUUUCAUGUAACCAUACCCUUCUAAUGACAUCGUCUAUUGCUGCUGAAUGCCAAGCAAACAAACAGAGCAAAACCAAGGACGGGGGAGACAAACACCUGCUGGACUCCUCAGAGUGUCACUUUAUCAUUUACAGAUCCUAAUAUUUUGCUUUGGGCAAAAAUAGGCACGUACAGUUGAAGCACUUUGAACAAUGACACUCAAGGAGUGUGGAUGAUAUUUCCACAGUGUGAUGAGUUUAAAAUGAGGCAUUUUCCUCAUUGUGAAUUUAAAUGUGAUAAUGAAAUUAUGAUUUUGUCAGUUUUUGUUUUGAUCAAGAAGUGUAUCACGCAUUUAAUUUGAUCUGAAGGUAUUAGAAUCAUGGGCUCAGAAUAUGAUUGCUUAAAAUCAUAAACAUCCUCAUAGGGGGCCUCAAAGAGUGCUUUGUUUCCACCACCUUCAGUGAAGGGGUCUUGUGUGAACUUUUACAGUAUGUUAGCCUGAAGCUAGAGCUUCAGGAAGCUGUUUGUGUAGUUGUGCUCAAGUAAAUUGCACUGCGCUGCACAGGUCAAUAUACAAUGUGAUUGCGAUUGCCGUUGAUCUCAUGCACGGUCGACCAGGUUUGUAUACUCCUGACAGGAACUGAGGUACUUAGCCUUGAUUAUGAAAAGCACUUGUUUUUACAACCCAGUGAUGGUGUGAACAACAAAAUAGCAUUGGAAAUUUGUCAGUGACAUGCUAGUAGCUAAUAGUGCCAUUUUAUUUCUUGAACUUCAUGGAUACUGUUUGAAUUUUGCUCGGCAAAGACAUUUUUGUAUAAAGUAUUUUUGCAUUAUAAACGGAAUGGAGAUUGCGAAAGUAUAUUUUUACUGCUGCCCUAGGGUAUUGUAAUUAAGAUCACUGUCAUGUUACGCAUAGAUAUAAAACAAA
This is a messenger RNA of Sinocyclocheilus anshuiensis, 2367 nucleotides long. RefSeq names its product mothers against decapentaplegic homolog 3-like. Gene Ontology annotation, biological process: anatomical structure morphogenesis; positive regulation of transcription by RNA polymerase II; SMAD protein signal transduction. The record is from RefSeq and is a predicted model, not a curated record. Gene Ontology annotation, cellular component: heteromeric SMAD protein complex. The coding region runs from base 170 to 1444 and encodes 424 amino acids. The transcript is spliced from 9 exons. Gene Ontology annotation, molecular function: DNA-binding transcription factor activity, RNA polymerase II-specific; I-SMAD binding; RNA polymerase II cis-regulatory region sequence-specific DNA binding. Lineage: Eukaryota; Metazoa; Chordata; Actinopteri; Cypriniformes; Cyprinidae.